Molecule: messenger RNA, 192 nt
Organism: Prunus armeniaca (apricot)
Lineage: Eukaryota; Viridiplantae; Streptophyta; Magnoliopsida; Rosales; Rosaceae
Source: the annotation of a GenBank genome assembly
AUGCGGCCAGAAGGCCCUGCGCCAGGACAAGUUCAGCAGAAUCAACCAGAGCCUCAGCCUGCUCCACAACAAGCUGCCCCACAUGAUCACCCUAUGGCAAUUCUGCCUGAACAGCCAGCAGUAUUACCCUACAGGCCCAGAAGGAUGGAUCCCAAUCCAUUCCCCCCACCUGCAAGAGGAAGGAGAGGCUGA